Jatropha curcas is the source of this 1061-nucleotide messenger RNA. RefSeq names its product FtsJ-like methyltransferase family protein. Gene Ontology annotation, biological process: RNA methylation. NCBI's taxonomy places the organism in Eukaryota, Viridiplantae, Streptophyta, Magnoliopsida, Malpighiales, Euphorbiaceae. Gene Ontology annotation, molecular function: rRNA (uridine-2'-O-ribose)-methyltransferase activity. The record is from RefSeq and is a predicted model, not a curated record.
UCUAAUUGGUUCAUUUUACAUUUUUGUUGCGAAAUUAGAUGCCAAAAACCCUUCUUUGCCUCUGCAGGCUUUAGAGAAACAUGAGCGGAGCAGGGGCACCAGAUUUCUUCUACAGAGAAGCUCAACGCCUUGGUUAUGUUGCUCGUUCUGCUUUCAAGCUCCUUCAAAUACAAAAGCAACAUAAGCUUAUAACGCCAGGUUCCUCUGUUCUUGACCUUGGUUGUGCUCCUGGUGCUUGGCUUCAGGUUGCUUGCCAGAGCUUGGGCCCACUAAAGAAUGGUGGGAAUGUUGUGGGCAUUGAUCUCAAGAAGGUGAAGGUUCCUUCCUUACAUUGUGAUGUAAGGGUUAAAACUGUUUGUGCUGAUGUCAUGAACCUCCCCAAACACCAAAUUAGGGCUCUUUCUCCUCAGCAGAAAGGUUUUUCUGUAAUACUCUCAGAUAUGUGUCCCGCAGUUUCUGGGAUCACAACUAAAGAUGCAGCUUUGUCUGUGGAGUUAGGGAUGCAAGCACUUGAUUUGGCUGUUGGUGAGGCAGUAUCAGCUCAUCCUGAUGGUGAUAAUAGAAGAGAGGGGCCAUCAGAUUCUGCCUCUGAUGCUGAUGAUAGUGGUGUAUUGCAAGCAGGGGGCCACCUAGUGAUUAAGCUUCUGGAGAGUGAGAAUAUCCAAGAAUUUAGCCGGAUUUGCAAGCCACUUUUCAAGAAGGCAUCAUGGUUGAGGCCCAAGGCUACAAGAUCCUCAUCUAGAGAGAUUUAUUUGAUUUGCCAAGGUCUGAAAUUGUAGACACAUGUUUCUCUAGGUCCUCGUCUAGAGAAAUUUAUUUGAAAUUGUAGACGCAUGUUUCUCUAGGUGAUUGUUUGACUGACUAAGAUUGCAAUCGAUUGCACAAAGGUGCUAUGUUUGGAUAUCAGGACUCCAGUCCCUUUGUGUAUAAUAUGCUAGAAUAGCAUCUUUUUCGUUUUUUCAUAGAGCAAUGGAGAUGUAAUGUUCUGAGUUUCCUGUCUUUUGCCUCCACAAGAACGAUUAGUGUCAGCUUGUGCCAAGGAAUCAUUUUAAUGGUGUCAA